Messenger RNA from Solanum dulcamara, 1485 nucleotides. RefSeq names its product NAC domain-containing protein 2-like. The transcript is spliced from 3 exons. Gene Ontology annotation, biological process: regulation of DNA-templated transcription. Lineage: Eukaryota; Viridiplantae; Streptophyta; Magnoliopsida; Solanales; Solanaceae. Bases 119 to 1003 code for a protein of 294 amino acids. Gene Ontology annotation, molecular function: DNA binding. The record is from RefSeq and is a predicted model, not a curated record.
ACUUUCAACAAUUUUCCUAUUCCAUUCUCUUCUCUUCUCUUUCCUUCCCCUCAAUACUCUGUAUUUAUACUUUAAAAAAAAAAAAAAAAGGAUUUUAUAUUUAGAAAAUUUUAAAAAAAUGACAGCAGCUGAGCUACAAUUACCUCCAGGGUUCAGAUUUCACCCAACUGAUGAAGAGCUUGUGAUUCACUAUUUAUGCCGAAAAUGCACAUCACAGCCAAUUGAUGUACCAAUUGUAGCUGAAAUUGAUCUCUACAAGUUUGACCCAUGGGAUCUUCCUGAACGGGCAUUGUAUGGGGAGAAAGAGUGGUACUUCUUUUCACCUCGAGAUCGGAAGUAUCCGAACGGUUCACGUCCAAAUCGAGCUGCCGGAACUGGAUAUUGGAAGGCUACUGGUGCGGAUAAGCCGAUUGGAAAUCCGAAAGCCGUGGGGAUUAAGAAAGCAUUGGUGUUUUAUUCUGGCAAGGCACCUAAAGGAGAGAAAACUAAUUGGAUCAUGCAUGAAUAUAGGCUUGCUGAUGUUGAUCGAUCUGCUCGUAAGAAUAACAAUAGCUUAAGGCUGGAUGAUUGGGUUCUAUGUAGAAUAUACAACAAAAAGGGAUCGAUUGAAAAGAAUCGGAAAAUGAAUACUAGUAGUAGCUAUAUGGAUACAGUUGGAUCUCCGGAGGAUAAGAAACCGGAGAUUCUACCACCGCUACCUCCACCACCUCCGCCGCAGCAGUUGCACAACGAUUUCUUCUACCUGCCAUCAGAUUCAGUUCCGAAGAUCCACUCCGAUUCAAGCUGCUCGGAGCACGUGCUUUCGCCAUGCGAGAGGGAAGUGCAAAGCGAGCCGAAGCUAACUGACUGGGAAAAAGCUACCCUUGAUCUUCCAUUUAAUUACAUGGAUGCCACUACCGGCGCCACAACGGUCGAUAAUAGCUUGUUAGGUUCUCAAUUUCAGAGCAGUUAUCAGAUGUCGCCGCUACAGGAUAUGUUCAUGCACCUGCACAAACCUUUUUAAAACUAAGUGGGACCCAGUGGAUCAUUUUCAGCCGCAAGUGUCAAAGGAGACUAGCUAAAAGUCCGUGACUGCGCACGUGCGGCCGUAUUAGAAUAAUAAAUAGUAGUAGCAUCUUUUGCGUUCACAUUGCCAAUUGUGAAAACAACAUUUGUAUAUCUAGUGAUCAUAAUUAAAAAAAAAAUAUUAGUAAUAGCAAUUAAAAUAAAAUUGCAAAAAAACACCCUAAUCAUGUUUUAUAAGUACAUAAUGAUCAUGGGACUUUAGUGCUACAUGUGAAUGUACUUUAGUGUUAUGAGAGAAAAGUUACUAGUUGUAUGUAUGAUGAAAAGUUUUAGGGUGGCUAUGAAACUUUAAUUUGUUUUUUCAUUAGUUGUUGGGUUGAUUCAUUUUUGAAAAUUUUGAAGUCCUUUUACCAGCAUAUUAAGGCUUUGAUGUAUUCUACCAAAUUGAGGUAUGCAAUAAUAUCUUUUUUAAUAUCGAUA